This is a messenger RNA of Vidua macroura (Pin-tailed whydah), 3334 nucleotides long. RefSeq lists its product as uncharacterized. The transcript has 20 exons. The coding region runs from base 300 to 2954 and encodes 884 amino acids. Gene Ontology annotation, cellular component: cytoplasm. The record is from RefSeq and is a predicted model, not a curated record. Lineage: Eukaryota; Metazoa; Chordata; Aves; Passeriformes; Viduidae.
CUCCCAAUCCCGCCCUUUUGUCCCUUCAUGUUUCCCACCCACAAAUCCGGCUUUUCCUCUCAAGUCAUCCACUCCUUCUGAGUGUCUCCAUAUCCAUCCCCCUCUUUGCCAUCACAGGCCUCGGUCUCCUUUGCCAUCCAUAAGCUUUGGCAGCUCAGGGCUCUUGCUUUGUUUCAUGGCUGCUUUUAGAAAAUUGUUCUUAACUCAACCUGUGACUUUUUUUUUUUUUUUUUUUUUGCCUGCAAUUCUCCAUCCCGCCUCGGAGGGAAGGGGAGUGGGAGAAGGGAGCAGCACACAGAAUGUUUCAGGGGAAAAGUGGGGUGUCACAAAGGGCCCACUGUGACCCGCCAGCUGCCCUCAGCAAUGGCUCCCAUGUCAACAGGGCUUUGUUGACGCGGAUCCCGCAGUGUCCAGCAGGUCAGCGACAGGACAGGACGGAAAGUACGCAGCUGGCGACAAACCCGCGAGCACGGCUCACGUCUUGCCCUACAGCGAUCAGCGAUCUGACUGCAUUUUUCCUCCUUCCCUAUACUCAUCCUUUAUUCUGCAGAAUGGAGAAGACGCCUCCAAGACAGCCCAAGGUGGCUUGGGAGGAGGUGGCGGCUCCUGAGGAGAGCAGCUCUGCAGAGGAGCCCGCCGUGGUGACCAUGGUGGAGCCACUGCAGCUCAAUGCCAGAUGGGUUCCUGAUUUUGCAAAAAGUAUCAUGGACUUCAUCCAGGCCUUUGCCAGCAGCCCCACGCAGUUCCAGGACAAGGAGCAGAAGCUGGAGUUCCUGCUCAGCAUCUGCACCCUGUGCAGAGAUGCCAAUCUCUAUGACUUCUCCGAUGACCUGAACGAUUUCUGCAGCAGAUACAAGCUGGUGGAGCUGGUCCAGAUGCUGCUGAAUUUGGAGCCCAAACAUGAGAUUUGCACCCGGGUGCGGCGGCUCGCCAUGCUCACCUUCGCCCAACUGAGCACCAUCGGGACAGUGCUGGAGACCAGAAAAGUUUUAAGACUCUGCUUCAACAGCGUCUUUUUCCUUCGUCCACUUGAGGAAAUGUCGAGCGUGGAAGCAACCCUCUGUAGUCAGGCCCUGCGCUCCAUGGACACCAUGCUGGAGGUGAUGCUGCUCAGCUCUCCUGCCUCCAAAAUCAGCGAGAUGAUGCAGGACAUGUUGGAGAUUCUCCUGCAGUACCUGUUCUCCGACCUUAUGGCAGCACAGGAGAGGGUCUUGGGCAGGAUUAGGGUGCUGAGCCAUUUGCUGGCCAAAUAUUCCACUGAGAAGGUAAGGACCGGCCACCGUCCAGCCAGGCCAUCCCUGUGCCCUGGUACAACCACAGCCCCAAAGUGCCUUCAGACCUCACCUCAGCCCUUCUCCUCUUCUACCUGCCUCUCCCAGACUGGUGAUGAGGACAAUGGUGCUGCCAGUGGACAGAUCCAGAUCCCAGUGCUGGGGAAGCUGCUGGGCCAUCUGUUUUUCAAGUUGUUCAGGCCAGAAAACAAAAUCGCAGUGGUGGUGGAUAUUCUCUGCUCCCUCAUGACAUUCCUCUCUGCGCAGAAAUGUGCCCCACUGCCAGAGGAUCAUGUCCAGCCCCCAGAACACUGGGAAUCUGAGAUCAUCUCCUGGGUGAAUGCUCCCAACACCUGGAAAGUUGAGGCCUUUGGGAGAUACCUCAGGCCUGCAGAGAGGACAGGAGUCGUCCUUGAGGCCAUCGAGAUCUUGGGACGCUCCGCUUUUCUGAACAAGAAACCACCAAUGGAGUUUCUGGAGGAGGCCAUGAAAUCCCCUGAGAUGUGGCUGAUGGAUGUGCCAAAGGUCGUGAGACACAUCUUUGCUUAUUCUGACGAGGGAAACGCAACGAUCGCUCACAGCUUUCACUCCCUCCUUGUCCUCAUGGCGAACAAGUGGCCCGGGCAGGUCAUCGCCGCAGCUCUGGAGGCCGCGCCGAAUUUCAGCGACAAAGUCAACCUGUGGAAGGCGCUGUUCUCUGCGCGCCAGACUCUGGAGAAGGUUCUGAAGGAGCUGCAAUUCCAAGUCCAGAACUGGCAUAAGAACAUCUUCACUCGGCAGCAGCAGAUGUGUCUCUCUUUCCUAUCUAUGCUGGCCUAUGGUGACAUCCUGGAGAGCAAAGUAAGGCCACUCUACAAAAACUUGAGCCUUCUUAGGUAUCCAAAGAUGGAAAUGGUCCCUCUGGUGCUCAGGGCUCUGGAGACGCUGUCGGAGAGCGCCGAGACGGCAAAAAAAAUGAAGGGCCUCCUGCCCGAGAUGCUGAAAUUCCUGGGGCAUUGGUCUUGGGACAUUUCAGUGAUGGCCCUGGACACCUUCCACAACUUGCUGGGACAGCUGAAGAAGAAAGAGGCCAGCAGCAUGGCUGUGAAUGUGGCGCAGAGGCUCUGGUUUCUCUUUGAUGCGAAGGAAGACUGUGUGCGGGAGCGCUCCAUCUCCCUCUUUGGAGAGCUCCUGGGCAAAACGGCGUGGAGGGACAAGAAGGCCAUGAGGAGAAACUCAUGGAAGGCCCUGGUCCAGCUUGUUCUUCACAUGAGUGACCAGGUCCCCAGCGUGGCCGAGGCCUCCAAGAAAGCCGUCCUGGCUGUAGCAGAGCUCCUCAACUGGAAAGAGCUCAAGCACCUGGCGCAGGCAGAGCAGAUGUGGAAGAUGGGCGAGUGCUUGCUGGCCAAGGACAGCAGCAGGGCUGACCAGUUCGUGCGGGACGGCAAGCCCUACCUGCUGAACCCUCAGGCCCCCAUACGAGAGGCGGCCCUCAGGUUCAUUGGGCUGGCUGCGCGGCACCUGACGGAGCAGAGCGAGGACACCCUGGCUGCAGUCCUCUUGGGACUUCGAACAAUGAAAGCAGGGGAGAGGGAUCCCUCCAUCCGCUCCCUGGCGGAUCAGACCAGCUUGAUCCUGAAGGCUCUGAAGGAUCGGCAAAAAUCGGGAUUCUCCCUGCGCACGCUGUGCCGCUGGUGCUGCUGAGCAGGGAGGGACGGGGACACAAACUCCAACACGCGCCGAAUCCCGAGGCGUGCGAAGGAUGCCCUGGCUUUGUGAGCUGCUCCUCAAAGUGCGGCCCGGCGCCGCCGUGACCGGCUGGUCAAAACGGGGACAGAGGUGCUGGCAGCAGAUCCAGAUCCCAGCCCUGGCGAAGCUGCUGGGACAUGGUUUCGGCCAGCGAGAAGGAUCCUUGGCACUCAGACCUGGUUGUCCAAAAUCCUUGGAGAGGAGUCGGUGUGGCUGGAUCCAAGCCCAGCCCCAGGCCUUUCCAAGCCACCUAUGAUUCUAUAAAUUAUAGUUAAUUAUGUUUUAUAUAUAAUUUAUGUAAGUAAACAAAACAAAUUAUAUAUAUUAUAAAUAUA